AUGCCCCUUGAGGUUGGGAUAGGGGGCGAGACGAUGAAAAGUGUAAUGUGGGAGUCUAGUGUGUGGCGGUGAUAUUUGAUAUUAUAACCAUGAAUUAUUUUGUGUUUAUUAUAAACGUGGGGAUUUAGUGUCUUCUAGACUCGAACCGAGCCGCACCGUGGAACAUACGGGUGUAAGAGAGGCCUCUUUCAGCUGUUUUUGCGGUGGAACAGGGACUCCCUGGUAACCGUUAGGGUUUUUCCCCCGCCGCAGUCAGAAUGCCGCGAGACAACAAAACUUCCCUGAUCCAGAAAGUAGCGAAGCAGGCCUUCAGCGCGUUUAAGGACUGCAGGUCUGCCAGCAGCGGGGACGGCAGCGUCGUUACGGAUAAGCUCAAUCAGCUCGUCUCCAUAGUUACCUCCGUCCGGGCCAAGGACCUGAAAAUUACUCCGCCAAAAAACAAGCCGAGUUCCGGCGCGGCUGCACCUCAGAGCCCCCCGGUCACCUACAUGCACAUCUGCGAGACCGAGGUGUUCAGCAUGGGGGUGUUCCUUCUUAAGGCCGGAACCUCUAUCCCGCUGCACGACCACCCAGGAAUGAACGGGAUGCUCAAGGUUCUCUAUGGAAAGGUGAACGUCAGGUGUUUUGACAAGCUCGAGAACAGCCUUACUGUCCCACCUCAUUUUGACCCUCCUUUGGCUCCGCUGCAGGUGACCACAGUGUGGCGCUCUGUGCUCCGCUCUGUUGCAGAAUACUCAGAGAACAGUGGGCCAUGCCUCCUCACUCCUGUGCGGGAUAACCUGCACCAGAUUGAUGCGGUGGACGGGCCGGCUGCUUUCCUGGACAUCCUCGCACCUCCCUAUAAUCCAGAUGAUGGCCGGGACUGCCAUUAUUACAAAGUCCUGCAAAGUGUGACAGAACCAGAAUCGGGUGCAAAGGUUGACCAGGAGCAGCUGGGAGAGAAGAAGGAGAUCAAGAAUGAGGGAUGGCUUCUUGAAAUCCCUCAGCCAGAGGACUUCUGGUGUGGUGGUGAACCUUACCCAGGCCCCGUGGUUGCCAUCUGAGCUACACCACCUCUUAGAGGAACCUAGAUGUUCCUAUCUAUCCACCCACAAGGGACGUGACUUUCUGCAGCCGUUACUGUGAAGCCAACCAUUGGAGUGAUUAUUACCUGGAAGUUCAAAGGACUGGAUGCUGUGUUCCUCAGGCACCACAGCAUGGAAGAGAUUUAGAAGACGGCCAGGAACUGACAUUCCUAAUCUUAUAAUUUUCUUUGAAUCCUUGUACACAGAUGAAUGUCUGAUAACGUGUUAUCAUUAGACAUUUGGCAGCUGUUUCCAUAAAAUAUGCUGCAGAGGACCUCCAGAUUGUGAUGUCUUGAUGCUAAAGCUUGUACCUGCCUUAGGUGUGAACCUAUCAAUGAUGCUAUUUCUAAUGAAUGCACUCAUUUCUUCUUCCCAAGUACCCACACUACAUUAUAUAAACCCUAUUUGCCUUUCAAGCCUUAAACAUGUUUGGAUAACAAGAUUUUAUUAAUGGUUCUGAUUUAUGUGAUAAAACAGAAAGCUGCUGCUUCGUGAUGUAUUGAACUGUCACUUCACUUAUUGAGACUGAAUCCAGAGGGAGACUAUGGAGGACAUCACUAGUUUCAUUCAAGACUUUAUUAUUUCUUUCAAGCUGUAUGUCACUUAACCUUCUAGUGUGCCUUCCUUUGAGUCCAUACAGGUCUGGAUGUUCUCAUGCGGAGUAAUAAAUAUGAUGAGGUUCCCCAUGAAUAAUCCUCACCCUUCAACACUCAAAAUCUGGGGUUUACAAUUCACCUUGCCACCACUCAACUUAUUAACGUUUGUCUUAAUUAAAAUGAAUGAAGCCUG
This is a messenger RNA of Girardinichthys multiradiatus, 1853 nucleotides long. It is a transcript of the gene adoa, whose product is annotated as 2-aminoethanethiol (cysteamine) dioxygenase a. Bases 258 to 1043 code for a protein of 261 amino acids. NCBI's taxonomy places the organism in Eukaryota, Metazoa, Chordata, Actinopteri, Cyprinodontiformes, Goodeidae. Gene Ontology annotation, molecular function: oxidoreductase activity, acting on single donors with incorporation of molecular oxygen, incorporation of two atoms of oxygen. The record is from RefSeq and is a predicted model, not a curated record. The transcript is spliced from 2 exons. Gene Ontology annotation, cellular component: mitochondrion.